Molecule: messenger RNA, 833 nt
Organism: Oncorhynchus gorbuscha (pink salmon)
Lineage: Eukaryota; Metazoa; Chordata; Actinopteri; Salmoniformes; Salmonidae
Product: neogenin-like
Exons: 5
Coding region: 23-688 (221 amino acids)
Biological process (GO): cell-cell adhesion
Source: RefSeq, a predicted model, not a curated record
CGACGCUGGGCUCUACCGCUGCAUGGUGGAGAACGCUGGGCCCGCCAAGACCAGUGAAGAGGCCCAGCUCACAAUACUGCCAGAAACCGGAGAGGAGAGAGAACUGGAGUUCCUGGUAGAGCCACUUCCUGUGACCAAAGUGGUGGGGGCCAGUUUGCUGCUGCCGUGUGUGGUGACGGGUUAUCCAACGCCCUACGUCCGAUGGAUGGUGGGAGACAAGCUUGUUGAGGAGAGUGAGGGGAAGUUGGAGUUGGUGGGAGGAGGCAGUCUGUUGAUCUACAACCUGACUGAGGAGGAUGCAGGCGUCUACAGCUGUAUGGCAGACAUCACUAACAACACUAUCGAGGCCAAGGCAGAGCUCACUGUACAAGUUCCUCCGGAGUUCCUGAAGAGGCCGGCCAACAUCUACGCCCACGAGUCCAUGGACAUCAUGUUUCAGUGUGAGGUCACAGGUUCCCCCGCCCCCACCGUCAAAUGGGUCAAAAAUGGAGACGCUGUCAUUCCCAGCGACUACUUCAAAAUCAUUAAUGACCACAACCUGCAGGUGCUGGGUCUGGUCAAGUCUGACGAGGGCUUCUACCAGUGUCUGGCAGAGAACGAUGCAGGGAACAUGCAGUCCAGCGCUCAGCUCAUCAUCCUAGAGCACGGUAUGUUGGGAGGGGAACCGAAUGGACAGGGUUCUAGAUAGAAGCCAGUGUUCGAUCUUGGGGAGCUUGGUUGUAGUAGUAUUGAUGGGUGUUUUGGGGUACAUCAGAUUUACUCAAACACAUGGCUGGACACUGGACAUAAGUAGAGCCUAGAAUACAGUAGACAAUGGGAAUAUUGAGCAAAUC